AUGAAUGGUAAACAGCCUAAGUCCUUUUUCUGUCUGGGUGUGGGUCCUCUCCUCUCAUACCUCAGGUUUAUAUGGACAGGUAUUGGCACUGCCAGUAACUAUUACAACAGUAAAUAUGGAGACAUCGUCAAGGUCUGGAUCAACGGAGAGGAGACACUCAUACUCAGCAGUUCCUCUGCAGUGCAUCAUGUUCUGAGACAGGGGCGUUACACCUCUCGGUUCGGCAGUAAACAGGGUCUGAGCUGUAUUGGCAUGGAUGAGAGAGGCAUCAUCUUCAACAGCAACAUGGCUCUAUGGAAGAAGACCCGCACCUACUUCGCUAAAGCUCUGACAGGGCCUGGGCUGCAGAAGACAGUAGACGUGUGUGUCUCGUCCACACAGACUCACCUGGACGCUCUCCAGGGGCCGGACGGAUGAUGGGUGGACAGGUGGACGUCCUGAGUCUACUAAGGUGUACAGUAGUGGACAUCUCUAACAGACUGUUCCUAGGGUGCC
This is a messenger RNA of Oncorhynchus kisutch (coho salmon), 495 nucleotides long. Its product is annotated as aromatase-like. Lineage: Eukaryota; Metazoa; Chordata; Actinopteri; Salmoniformes; Salmonidae. Gene Ontology annotation, molecular function: iron ion binding; oxidoreductase activity, acting on paired donors, with incorporation or reduction of molecular oxygen; heme binding. The transcript is spliced from 5 exons. The record is from RefSeq and is a predicted model, not a curated record. The coding region runs from base 1 to 417 and encodes 138 amino acids.